Messenger RNA from Sander lucioperca (pikeperch), 3279 nucleotides. It is a transcript of the gene mmp14a, whose product is annotated as matrix metallopeptidase 14a (membrane-inserted). Gene Ontology annotation, molecular function: metalloendopeptidase activity; zinc ion binding. Gene Ontology annotation, cellular component: extracellular matrix. Gene Ontology annotation, biological process: collagen catabolic process; extracellular matrix organization; skeletal system development. The transcript has 10 exons. Lineage: Eukaryota; Metazoa; Chordata; Actinopteri; Perciformes; Percidae. The record is from RefSeq and is a predicted model, not a curated record. The coding region runs from base 365 to 2029 and encodes 554 amino acids.
CUCUCUCUCUCUCUCGUGACCACGUCCACACACGCUGGCUGCAGACAAUCCUAGCAGAGGACAGGAAACCAAACUAUGAAGCUUUAGGAAACACCAGCUGAGCAUUUGUCACAGCUCACUGAUGAUUUUAACAUUUUGUUCAAUGUUUUCAACUCAGCUCUGACUUUGAAGGAGUCGCUUUUGUCCAGAAAAGCUGUCCGGUGCGCUCACAGUGUCCAUGUGGAUACCACAAAGAGUUUUGUGCCACGUUUUAAAAGCAUAACGGAGUAGCAUCGAUCGAUUUGUUUUUUAGUUUGCUGUCAGGACGGCGGGACUUCUGUACAAAGAUUCCUGAACUUGUUUGGGGCAGUUUGCAGAUAGAAGAAUGCUGCCCCAGCUCCUCACCCUGGCCUGUGGUCUCUGCUGCUUUGGUUUUAUCUCCGUCACUGCAAAUGUACUAAAAGCAGAGGGUUGGCUGCAGCAGUAUGGCUACCUGCCUCCAGGUGAUGUCAGAGCCCAGGCUAUCCGCUCACCAAAGUCCAUUGAAAUAGCGAUAUCAAACAUGCAGAGGUUUUACGGUUUGACUGUCACUGGCUCCAUAGACUCCAACACGUUAGAGGCGAUGAGCCGGCCGCGGUGUGGCGUCCCAGACAAGUUUGGCCCGGAGCUGAAAACCAACCUGAGGAGGAAGAGAUACGCCGUGCAGGGUCUGAAGUGGGAAAAGUCUGAGGUGACCUUCAGCAUACAGAACUACACCCCUAAGAUCGGAGAGCGAGCCACAUAUGAAGCUAUCCGAAAAGCCUUCAAGGUGUGGGAGAACGUGAUCCCGCUCACCUUCAGGGAGAUCCCAUACAGCCACAUCAGGGACAAGGUCGACAAGUUCGCAGACAUCAUGCUCUCGUUCUCAUCGGGUUUCCAUGGCGACAGCACACCGUUUGACGGCGAGGGCGGCUUCCUGGCUCACGCUUACUUCCCCGGACACGGCAUCGGGGGAGACACGCACUUUGACCUUGCUGAGCCCUGGACCACCGGGAACACAGACCAGGGCGGUAAUGAUGUUUUCCUGGUGGCUGUCCAUGAGCUUGGUCAUGCUCUGGGUCUGGAGCACUCCAACGACCCCUCUGCCAUCAUGGCCCCCUUCUACCAGUGGUUUGAAACGGAAAACUUCCAGCUCCCAGACGACGACCGCAGAGGCAUCCAAGCAAUCUAUGGAUCCAAGUCUGGGGCUCCCCCACCUCCCCCACCUCCCCCUCGACCCACAAAGCCGUCCACCCCUGACAAUGGCCCAGACAUCUGUGAGGGACACUUCGACACCAUUGCUAUCCUCAGAGGGGAAAAGUUUGUAUUUAAGGACAAGUGGUUUUGGCGUGUGCGUAACAACAAGGUGUUGCCAGGUUACCCGAUGGCCAUCAGUCACUUCUGGAAGGGCCUGCCAUCAAACAUCAACGCAGCCUACGAGAGGGAUGAUGGGAAGUUUAUCUUCUUUAAAGCUGAUAGGUACUGGGUUUUUAAUGAGAACAGCAUGGAAAAGGAUUCCCCCAAGAGCCUGAAAGACCUGGGCACCAGUCUACCUAAAGACAAGAUCGAUGCUGCUCUCUUCUACACACCGACAGGACAGACGUACUUUUUCAGAGGCACUAAGUACUACCGUUUCAACGAGCAGACUCGCACAGUGGACAGCGGUUAUCCAAAGCCCAUCAGCAUGUGGAGCGGUGCACCGGAAAACAUCAAAGCUGUCAUCAUGAGUGAAGAUGGAUCUUACACUUAUUUCUACAAAGCCAACAAGUACUGGAAGUUCAACAACCAGUACAUGAAGGUGGAGUCCGGUUACCCCAAGUCUGUGCUCACUGACUGGAUGGGCUGCGAGGGCGAGGAGCCCAAGAUAGGUCGGAAGGAGGAGGAGAUCAUCAUCGGGCCGGCGGCCGUGGUGAUCCCUCUCCUCUUACUGGUGCUGGUUGUGAUCACUCUGGGAGCGCUUUUGUUCUUCAGGAAGUACGGCACGCCUCGACGCCUCCUCUACUGCCAGAGAUCCCUCCUGGACAAGGUGUAGGCAGAGCGACGGGGUGAUUGACAGACAGACUGCCACAGAGGGACAGAAAGAGAGGAGGAGAGAACGAGGGCCGGCUGAAGAUGGAAACUGAGAGGAGGAAGAAACGGAAGAGGAGGAGAGAGCAACUGGAGAAAACACAGGAGAAAUGGAGGGUAGGGACGAUGUGUUAAGUUUUGAGUGGUUUGUAUGUGCCACAACAGAGAGAAAAAAGGCCCUAGAAACUGAAAUCAGGAAAAUGUGUAUUUGUAUGUUAAGUAUUUACAUGUACUGUUCUGUGUUCAGAGAUUAACAACAUACCCACAAUCUCACAUAAUUGUCAUGCAUUGCUCCCGGGUUGUGACCCAGGUCUUCACUGAAUUGUCAUGAGCAGGGAUAUACCCAUGUUGACUGGCUGGGUUUGAAUUUUCAAAAGGAGGGUUGAACCCUGAUCAGACAACCCGGGCCAAACCCAGGUCAUUGGUGUGAAAGAGAUAAUAGAGAAGGGAAAUAUACAAAGAGACUCAUCAACGACUUCCUCCUGCCUCUCCUCUCUCACAUCCCUGGUAUAGAAAAAAAAAACAUCCCUCCUUCCUUCCUCUCCUUUAACUGGACGACUCCAGCUGAACUGCUGUCUGAUUAAUUUACUCAGAAAUUCAUCAUCUCUGUUAAGAGUUUUUGCUCUGAAACACAUUUGCUGUUAGGUUUUUUUGGGGAGUUUUUAUUCUGAAAUUCAUUCAUUUCAACGUGACAUUUUUGCAGAUGUGUAACCUUGUUUCCUUAUUUUGUGAUAAAACAGUUCCAGAUUUAAAGCAAAGUUCUGCUAAUUUUACUAUUUUAUUGAAAACUCUGGCUUCUUGUUAAUGGAAAAAAAUGCUAAUAUUUCGGAAAGGUACUGAAAAAAAUAUUAUUUUGAUAUCGUUACUCAGGUAUCGUAUCCGCACUAGCAUGGGGAAUUUUCAAAUGAUACCUAGCCUGCUAUCUAGACGAUUAUCACCCAUCACCAUGUUCAGUUUUAGUUAUUAUCACCUGCCUUAUGUCUAAUGGGGCGGAGUAUAACAGCAUGUCACUUAUGCACAGUGUUAGUAUUGAUUGAUGCAGACUUUUGAAAAUGCACAGAUAUGAUUCAUAAUUAGUAUUUGUUUAACCGGGAUUAUGUUCACAAAAGUCAGACUUAACACGAGGCUGCUCCCCUUGACGGUCUAGCUGCAUUCACAGGCAAAACUCCAAAACACCUUCAGUGUAAGCAGUCAGACGGGAAAAAAUAUUUUUUU